This is a messenger RNA of Hippocampus comes (tiger tail seahorse), 3985 nucleotides long. It is a transcript of the gene atp6v0a2a, whose product is annotated as ATPase H+ transporting V0 subunit a2a. The record is from RefSeq and is a predicted model, not a curated record. Gene Ontology annotation, biological process: vacuolar acidification; proton transmembrane transport. Gene Ontology annotation, molecular function: proton-transporting ATPase activity, rotational mechanism; ATPase binding. NCBI's taxonomy places the organism in Eukaryota, Metazoa, Chordata, Actinopteri, Syngnathiformes, Syngnathidae. The coding region runs from base 696 to 3236 and encodes 846 amino acids. The transcript has 21 exons. Gene Ontology annotation, cellular component: vacuolar proton-transporting V-type ATPase, V0 domain; vacuolar proton-transporting V-type ATPase complex; plasma membrane.
CCUGGUGUUCCAUUGGCAACUUUGUACUUUAACCUUUCACGCUCGCAGUGGAUUUUUAUUUGGAAAAUUAAAAGGAGUUCUUAAGGUAAACGUGGACAAAGGAGGUCUGACACAAAGGAUGGAACCAGCAGACAGUGACGGAAUGAGUUGGGAAGGACCUUUUCCUCCGUGGUGAUGGGGGCGGGAUACAUUGGAUCUGGCAACCCAGCCCGGACUCAAUCUGUGUCAAUUGGCGAGCCGAGGCGGUGCGAAUGAAGAAAGGCCAGAGCUCAUUUCCCACCCGUGACGUACUUUUAACCUGCGUGGAGCUGCUAGCUACAACGAGAACUGGAUUAUUUCUCUUUUAGACCACCGGUGGUACCGUUUGUACAAGGCGGUGCUGCGCUUUGCGCUCGGUGUCUUGAAAGCGUCAAGUGACAGGUGUCGAAAGGUAUCGAGGAUGAAGCCCAUCUCGACGCAUCAGAGAAGCUUUUGUCUUCGUUUUCGGCCCUUUUUGUCCUUUUAACAGCCCACUUGAUUUUGGAAAGGAUAACACGACGGACCUGCAAGGGGUGCUGCAGCAUGAGGAUAAUCCCAAUUCAUAAUUAAUCCUCGUGCUAAUUGGUGAAGGGCUGCAGAAUUGCGCGAUGCUGCACGCAUCGUGAUUGAGUUUUGUUCCUUAAAGACACAAUCGGUGACAAGCGCCACGUUUCAAGAUGGUGUUUCGGAGCGAAGAGAUGUGCUUGGCCCAGUUGUUCUUGCAAUCCGGCUCGGAGUACGACUGCAUCAGUGAGCUCGGUGAGCUGGGCCUGGUCGAGUUCCGAGAUCUCAAUCCAAGCGUCAGCUCCUUCCAGCGACGCUUUGUCAGCGAGAUCAAGAGAUGCGAGGAGAUGGAGAGGAUUCUGGGUUAUCUUUUGAGGGAGAUCCAAAAGGCUAAGAUUGCCGUUCCUGAGGAUGACGAGAGCCCGCUUGCUCCUCCGCCUAGACAAGUGCUGGAGAUCAUGGAGCAGCUUCAGAGGCUGGAGAUGGAGCUCAGCGAGGUGGCGAGGAACAAAGAGAAGCUGCGCAGGAACCUGCUGGAGCUCAUCGAGUACACCCACAUGCUGAAGAUCACGCGCGCCUUCAUCCACAGUCGCUCCAGACACGAGGCUCUUGGUCCCCAAUAUGAAGAAUUCCCCACCAUGGAGACAGACUCGGUGUCGGGCUACACUGGCAUGCAAAGACUCGGAGCCAAGCUUGGAUUCAUCUCCGGUCUCAUCCAGCGGGUGAAAGUGGAGGCCUUUGAGCGCAUGCUCUGGAGGGUGUGCAAGGGCUACACCAUCCUCAGCUACGCGGAAGUGGAUGAGAACCUCGCUGACCUCGACACGGGUGAGAUAAGCAAGAACGUUGUGUUCCUCAUCUCCUUCUGGGGCGACCAGAUUGGACAGAAGGUUCAAAAAAUCUGCGAUUGCUACCACUGUCAUCUUUAUCCUCACCCCGAAAACGACGAAGAGAGGGCGGACAUGUUGGACAGCUUACGCACGCGCAUCCAAGACCUCAACAACGUUUUGCAUCGCACCGAAGACUACCUGAAGCAGGUCCUGCAGAGGGCCGCGGAGUCGGCGUACGCUUGGGUCGUGCAGGUGAAAAAGAUGAAGGCCAUCUACCACAUCCUCAACCUGUGCAGUUUCGACGUCACCAACAAGUGUUUGAUCGCCGAGGUGUGGUGUCCUGUCAGUGACUUGGCUAACCUGCGGGGGGCGCUAGAGGAAGGCUCGCGAAAAGGCGACGCAACUGUUCCAUCGUUUGUGAACCGCAUCCCGAGCACCGACACCCCUCCCACCUUAGUCCGAACCAACAAGUUCACGUGUGGAUUUCAAAGCAUCGUGGAGGCCUACGGGGUGGGGGACUAUCGUGAGGUGAGCCCAGCACCUUACACCAUCAUCACAUUCCCCUUCCUGUUCGCGGUCAUGUUUGGUGACUUGGGCCACGGCACGGUGAUGAGCUUCUUUGCGCUCUGGAUGGUGCUGACAGAAAAAAAGCAGAUGAGGAAACGCUCCGGUAAUGAGAUAUGGGCAACCUUCUUCAACGGGCGCUACAUUAUUCUCAUGAUGGGGCUCUUCUCCGUCUACACGGGGCUCAUUUACAACGAUUGCUUCUCCAAAUCGCUCAACAUCUUCGGCUCGGGCUGGAGCGUCAAGGCCAUGUUCACCAGUCAGCAGUGGACGAACAAAACACUUCAAACAAACACUUUGCUCACGUUGGACCCCAAUGUUAGCGGAGUGUUCUCGGGCCCGUACCCGUUUGGCAUCGAUCCUAUAUGGAGCAUGGCGGUUAACCGUCUGUCCUUCCUGAAUUCCUAUAAAAUGAAGAUGUCUGUGAUCAUUGGAGUCAUCCACAUGAGUUUUGGUGUGGUUUUGAGUGUUUUUAACCACUUGCACUUCCAGCAGAAGUAUGACGUCUAUCUGCUGUUUCUCCCCGAACUGCUCUUCCUGCUUUGUCUCUUCGGCUACCUGGUCUUCAUGAUCGUUUACAAGUGGUUGGCCUUCUCUGCGCGGGACUCCAGUCAGGCUCCUAGCAUCCUCAUCCACUUCAUUAACAUGUUUGUCAUGCAGGGCAAGGACGUCGCUCCUCUCUACUCGGGACAGACGGGGCUGCAGAUUUUCCUGCUCGCGAUCGCCAUGCUGUGUGUCCCCAUGCUGUUGUUAGGAAAACCUCUGUUCCUCUACUGGAUGCAUCGUGGGGGGAAAGGCCUCCGCAGGCGUAGAGGCUACGAGAGGGUGAGGCGUGCUAGCGAGGAUGACAGUUCGGCAGCGGCAGCUUACGAGGACGAUGAAGAGGAGGGACUGGAUGAGAUGACCCACAGGGACCUUCGUCCUAGAGAGUUUGACUUUGCCGACGUGCUCCUGCAUCAGGCCAUCCACACCAUCGAGUACUGCCUGGGCUGCAUCUCCAACACCGCUUCGUACCUGCGACUGUGGGCACUCAGCUUGGCACACGCGCAGCUGUCAGAGGUGUUGUGGGACAUGGUGAUGCGCCUGGGCCUGCGGAUCACAACCAGAGUCGGCGUGGUGUUUUUAGUGCCUGUGUUUGGCGUCUUCGCGCUGCUCACCGUGUCCAUUCUGCUGGUCAUGGAAGGCUUGUCAGCCUUCCUGCACGCUCUCCGCCUCCACUGGGUGGAGUUUCAGAACAAAUUCUACCACGGGACAGGUGUCAAGUUUGUACCCUUUGACUUCUCGCUGCUGCCCUCUGUUUUCGAGCACGAUGGCCUCCUCUAAAUUGUUGAAUAGGCAAGCGGAAGUGGGCCUUUUUAAGUGGCAAGGAUGCCGCAUACACUGGGACAGUUCUCACUGUGAAAAUGACAAGGAACCCUCAAGACGAUUCACUCUCGUAGCAACCUUUUUUUCCCCACCAUGAUGAUUUGAAACAAACACAAAAAAAAGAAUCUACCUGCUCUGCUGACUGCCUUACUUCUCCACCCAGCAAAAAUCACAGGUUGUACAUUUAUUAAUGAUUUUAAAAAUACAGUUGUUAUAUCGGGCAACUCUCCAAGGCACACCGGUGAUUUUAAAUUACGUUGUGCUGUGGAUUAUCGAUAUUGGAUUGAAAACCAACUAUUAUACAGCACAAUGUACAGUUAAUAAACAGUUUUAGGAUCACAAUAUAGUGCCAUAACGCUUUACUAGUGAUUUGGGUGAUUUUAGGUGGGCUUUUGCUCCCCGGAAUUUCAUCAAACAAAUGAAAAUUUCUCGAGCAAAAUAAGCACUUUUCAGAAAUGAUUGUAUACACUUUUUUCCUGUUUAUGAUUGUGACGAUGCCAAAUUCAAACAAUGUAUUGGCUAUUUGAAUAUUCAGUCAUUUAUUUAAAUGUAACUUUCCCUGUCAUAUGUAGAAAAAAACGCAACCAAUGCUUCUUGUAUAUGUUGAUAUGGUUAAUCAUGGUAUUUAUUUAAACGACUAUCUGUAUGAGAGUCUUGAUAUUUUGCCAUUUUGGUGUGUUAAAUAAAGCUUUCAAGACUCGCAAGCA